This is a messenger RNA of Penaeus vannamei (Pacific white shrimp), 1140 nucleotides long. Lineage: Eukaryota; Metazoa; Arthropoda; Malacostraca; Decapoda; Penaeidae. The record is from RefSeq and is a predicted model, not a curated record.
AUGAAUAUUCAACCAUAUCAUAGACCAAUUCAUAAGAAAUACGCAACAGAGGAAUCUCGGAGAUCCACAUAUUAUGAUAAGGAUAAUUGGCCUCUUAAAGAUCAAUCAUUCGUAGAGAAAUUAGUAGAAGCAGGAUUCUAUUAUACAGAGGACGAUGACGAUCCAUGGAUACAACACGCUAUGUGGAAUCCUAAUUGUAGUUAUAUUCAAUUAAAAAUGGGGGAAGAUUGGGGAGAUUUCGUCAAAAAGACGAUGAAGAUAAAGGAAAAUUUGUAUAGAACGCCUGCUAUUAAGACCAGAAGCAAUAUAACGGAAAUAGACUGGAAUACUCUUCUAGGCUUGGAUUUCACUAAAGAAUUACUAUUAUCAGACUUCCCGACUAGGGCUGUUAGAGACGCCCUUGAAUUACAGAUUUUGCUGAAGAAAACACCUUUCAUAUCCAGAAAUGACUGUAUUAAUACUUCCAAAUAUGACUCUUCCAUUAUAUCGCUAUACCGCUACCGGUAUUCGUUCACUCUUCCAUAUCCAGAGUACUCUUUUGAUGGUAGAUUUUAUAUUGAAUAUACCACGAAACAUAUCGACUGUAAGAUUACACAGGGUAAACCUGUCGGUAAUAUACCGAUAUAUAUGAGCGAUAUUAUAAAUAAGAUUAAAACAACUCGGAAAACAACAGUGGUUAAUAAGAAUGUAAACCAGUCUCUUGAAGGAAUUAGUGAUCAUGUUUCAUGUUUCCACUGUGGUGUCGGUCUUCGCAAUUGGGAAGAUGAUGAUGAUCCGUGGAAAUUACACGCCAUAUGGUCUGCCUCGUGUCAUUAUGUUUACUUGCAGAAGGGAGAAGCAUUCAUCAAUAAGGUUAGGAGAGAAUCUAACAUGCCAAUAUCCGGUAGUGUUGAUACCCUCACGGAGCACAACCUGAAUCAUCCAGUAUCUAGUAGUGUCAAUGCCGUCACGGAACACGAUUGGAAUCAUCUUUUGGGUCUGGAUUAUACCAGAAAAAUAUUAAUGCUAGGUUUUCCCACCGUUGCCGUUAGAGAUGCACUCCGAGAUCAAGUUAUACAAACUGGUAUACCUUUUUCAAGUGAAGUUGAAUGUAUUUCAGCUGUGUGCUCCCUACCUCCCCUUCUUUGGAAGACAUUUUGA